AUGUUGUCGCUACUAGCAAAGACCGCCUCGGUCUUCGCCCUCUUGCUCAACACCAUCAACGCAGCACCACUCGAAAAGAGGGCAACAGACCUCAAACCUGUCAUCACCACCGACUUCCCCGACCCAACCAUCAUCAAAGUCGGCAACACUUGGUACGCCUUCGCCUCGCAAUCCGCCUACGACUACAAAGACAUCAAAGUCCAGCUCGCCACCUCCACCGACUUCAACACCUGGACCGUCACCGGCAAAGACGCCCUCGGCUCCAUGGCGCCUUGGGUGAAAACCGAUGGUCCGGCGGUGUGGGCUCCUAGCGUCAGCCAGCGCGCGGAUGGGAGUUUCUUGAUGUAUUACUCCGCCGUGACCAACACCGCUGGCAACGGGGCUUAUCACUGCGUUGGCACCGCGACGAGUGAUUCGGUCGAGGGUCCUUAUAACUCGAAUUCUGACGAGCCGUUCGCGUGUCCCAUCGAUCAAGGCGGAGCCCUCGACGCAUCCGCUUUCAUCGACACCGACGGGACGAAUUAUGCUCUGUACAAGGUCGACGCAAACUCCAAAGGCCACGGAGGCGUGUGCGGGAAUACUGUCGAGCCCAUCGUCAAGACUCCGAUCAUGAUCCAGAAAGUCCAGGCGGACGGCACGACCAAAAUCGGCGACCCCGUCGAACUGAUCCACAACACCGAUCGAGACGGCCCACUUGUCGAAGCUCCGUACAUGAUUCGCAACAGUGACGGAGUUUACAUGCUCUUUUUCUCGUCCAACUGCUACACAUCCGCGGACUACGAUGUUAGUUACGCGACGAGCUCGUCGCCGACGGGACCCUUCGCGAAGACCACGACUCCAUUGUUCGUCACAGGGGUCUUGGGAACGAUCGGGCCGGGCGGGGCGUCGGUUGCGAGUGAUGGGACUUCGAUGGUGUUGCAUGGUUACGAGAAUGACCAAAAGGUUGGAAAUGUGAGGUCGAUGUUUGUCGUGAGCAUUGCCCCGCAGGGUCAGAAGGUGCUGCUGCAACAAUAG
Messenger RNA from Zasmidium cellare ATCC 36951, 1014 nucleotides. Its product is annotated as glycoside hydrolase family 43 protein. NCBI's taxonomy places the organism in Eukaryota, Fungi, Ascomycota, Dothideomycetes, Mycosphaerellales, Mycosphaerellaceae. The coding region runs from base 1 to 1014 and encodes 337 amino acids. The transcript is spliced from 2 exons. Gene Ontology annotation, molecular function: hydrolase activity, hydrolyzing O-glycosyl compounds. Gene Ontology annotation, biological process: carbohydrate metabolic process. The record is from RefSeq and is a predicted model, not a curated record.